CCAGGAUUCAAACCCAUGACCUCUGACUCCCAAGCCUGGGCUCUUUCCACUGAGCCACGCUGCUUCUCUACAUGGGCGGUCAUGUAAGAAUCAAGUCUACAGCAUUAAGGGGAGCAGAUGAGAAAGGAGGAGGCAAGAAGAGAAAGGCCGUGCCGCUUCUCCAGAUGAUUGAGGAUCGUCUGGUGAUUCCGGGGGAUUCCAUGCAGCGAAGCUGAGCUGGGGUGAACUCGGCUUCGGCGUUCAGACUGACUUGGUGAUCCUGCUGUGCUUUCCGAUGGCCACGUUUACUCGCCCCAAACUCAGAGAGCUCUGAUCCCAUCGUUGGGCUACGACCUCCCGUCCAGAUUCAGGCUCAAACAGGACCUCGGAUGGUACGUUUGGCGAUCUCUCACUGAUUGCAAUGCCAGACCACAACGUCUGAUGUUGGCCAGCGGGAAUUUUAAGGACUGGCAGGAAUGGGAGAGGACUUAAAAAAUUGACUCCAAAUGGCAACCGGCAAGAUGCGGGGAGCUCUGGGGACCAUCCAGACGGGGGGCCUCAGAAUGCACGAAGGGUUACAGAGUAAGGUGGUGGCACCGCGUAACCCCAAGCUGGUCACGGAAAAAGAAGUCUCCCGAAUGCUGACUCCCUCCGAGUUCCUGAAAGAGAUGUCCCUCACCACAGAGCAGAAACUGGCCGCCACUCACGUCAUGUGCCGGCCCCAGAUCGUCGAGCUUUUAGAUAUGGCGGAAACGACCCAUCAAAAGUUCUCAGGUGUCGACCUGGAUCAGACAUUAUUCCAGCCCUUUCCGUCCGAGGUGAUAUUUCAGAACUACACUCCCUGCGAGGUUUAUGAAGUACCACUGAUUCUGAGGAACAAUGAUAAAAUUCCCCGUCUGGUGAAGAUUACCCAAGAAAGCUCUCCAUAUUUUACAGUGAUUAGCCCCAAUGAUAUUGGUCAUAAAGUAGCACCGGGGGUAACAUCUACGUUCCGGAUUCUUUUCACUCCCGAGGAGAACAAGGAUUACUCCCAUGAGCUGACCUGUGUCACCGAAAGGGAAAAGUUCAUUGUACCUAUCAAAGCUAGGGGUGCCCGUGCGAUUCUGGACUUUCCUGACCAGCUGAAUUUCUCCACCUGCCCUGUCAAGUACAACACUCAGAAGACUCUGCUAAUACGGAAUAUUGGCAAUAGGGAGGCUCGAUUUCAAAUCAAAACUCAGAGCCCUUUCUCCGCAGAGCCGUCUGAUGGGAUCCUUCAAGUCGGGGAGUCCAUGCAGCUGACGGUGGAGUUUGAACCGCAGCACGUUGGCAAUCAUCAUGAAAACCUGAUAGUGCACUAUGACACGGGGGAAGAUAUUUAUGUCACCUUAUAUGGAGCUGCCUCAGACGUCAACAUUAGGCUGGAUAAGAAUUCUCUGACCAUCGAGAAAACCUAUAUAUCUAUGGUCAAUCAGAGGACUGUAACCAUUCACAACCGAAGUAAUAUCAUUACACACUUCCAGUGGAAGAUAUUUGCCACUCAAGAAGAGGAGGAUGAAGAAAAACAAAGGCUGUGUGCUGAUCUGUCUUGGGAAGAAGAAAAGGAGACUGAUCAAUUUCUGGAAGAGUGCAGCCUAGACCCUUCGCUCCGGGAACGUCUUUCCAUUCUCUCGCGCACUUUUGAGAAUCACAGGAAGAUGGUGCAGGGAGAUGCCAUGCUGUUCUUAGACAACAUUUUUGUCGUGGAACCACUGGAAGGAGACGUUUGGCCCAAUUCCACAGCGGAAGUCAAUGUGAUUUUUAAUCCUCGAGAAGCCAAGAUCUAUCAACAAACAGUUUACUGUAACAUUUCAGGCCGUGAGGCCCGGCUGCCCCUCCGCAUCAAAGGAGAAGGAAUGGGGCCUAAAACCGUCUUCAACUUUGACAUGUUGGAUAUUGGGAAGGCCUUCGUGGGGUCGAGGCACAGUUAUGAGGCAAUUCUGUCAAACAAGGGAGGCAUCGAUGCUCUCUUUAACUUGAUCCCUCCGUCUACCGCGUUGGGCUCCUGCUUCACCUUUAACCCCAAUGAAGGCAUCAUCGAACCAGGUGGGGUUCAGGCCAUCCAGAUUUCCUUCAGUUCCGCCAUCCUGGGAGAGUUUAAAGAACAUUUUCUAUUCAACGUGAAUGGAUCCCCUGAGCCUGUGAAAUUGACAAUCAGGGGCUGUGUUAUUGGACCAACUUUCCAUUUCAAUGUGCCAGCGUUGCAUUUUGGAGAUGUGUCCUUUGGGUUUCCUCGUACCCUGACGUGUUCCCUCAACAACACCUCCUUGGUCCCUAUGACCUUCAAACUCCGUGUCCCGGGAGACGGCCUCGGGGAGCCGAGUGUUCCAAGUCGCAGUCAGAUCCUGGACAUUACAAGAUCCUCGUGGAAAAACGAAAGCCCGGCAGCCAACAAGCCACAAGAGUUUUCCAUUAAUCCCAGUUCUGGCACUAUCCGCUCUCAAGGAUUUGCUGCUAUCCGGGUGACUCUGUGCUCCAACACUGUGAAGAAAUAUGAACUGGCCCUGGUGGUGGAUGUGGAAGGCAUCGGAGAGGAAGUAUUGGCCCUCCUUAUCACGGCCAGGUGUAUUGUACCCGUGCUCCACGUAGCCAACCCGGAUAUCAGGUUCGGCCGCUGUUUCCUGAAGUACCCUUAUGAGAAGAUGGUGCGGCUUGUCAACGACGAUGAGCUCCCGGGAUGCUAUGGGGUACUUCCACAGGAGUGCAACAAAAUGCCCACGGUGCUCUUUUCGAGCCCUUCUCCUUGUGGCGUGAUCGGCCCCCAUUCCACUGUGGAUAUACCUGUGACUCUGGAAACCCAGAUUCCUGGAGAAUUCCUCACCACUGCUUACAUCGCCACAUAUGGGAGCAAGGAACCCCCACUGGCAGUUCAUUUGAAGAGCACCGGAGAAGGUCCAGUGGUCUACGUGCACCCGGCCCAAAUCAAUUUUGGCAGUAUCUUUGUGUUAAAGGAUGUUUCCAGGACCCUCCAGCUAUCAAAUCAGUCCUUCAUCCCCGCUCAUUUUCGGGCGCAGAUGGCUCACGGUCACUCCUUGUGGAGGAUCGAGCCGAGUGAAGGAGUGGUGCCCCCAGAGACGGAGGUCCUGCUGACUCUGACAGCCCAUUUGGAUGACACGCUGAAGUUCCAAGACACUGUCAUCUUGGUCAUAGAAAACAGCAACACAUAUAAAAUUCCCGUCCAGGCCUUAGGAAUCGGCACCACCAUCGUUACAGAUAAGCCUUUUGCUCCAGCCCUCAACCUGGGAGCGCAUUUCAGUGUGGAUCCCUGUCGCUACCACUUCAAGAUAACUAACGUAGGACGCCGCACCCACCAAUUAUACUGGAUGACGGAAGGCUUCUCUCGUUAUCAGAAGAGGGACCGCAACCCGGGGCAUGCCGAUGGCAAAGCUUCAUCCCAUCUCCAAGAAAACAACACGCCGGUAUUCAAGCUACAUCCUAUCAGGAUGGAGAUGAUUCCGGGCAAGACUGUCGACAUGCUCCUGGAAGGAUAUUCUGCUACUCCAAGGGUAGUCAAGGAGAGGCUGCUUUGCCAUGCCAUUAUAGGAAAGAAGACUGGCAAGGAGCAGAUCAUGGCGGUGGAUAUCACUUGCGAAUUUAUUGCCCCCCUUCUCCAACUUUCAGCCAAGCAGCUUACUUUUCACGUGGAGAAGAAUCCUCGGGAUGUCCUGACUGCCGAAUUCCAGCCCCUGGCCCUAAAGAACAUUUCAUCCUUGCCCCUGAGUGUGUGUCUUUUAGUAAAAGAGCCCUUCUUCCUCUGUGACGUCAAUCAGUCCCUUCUUCCCUCGGCUCCUCAGCCUAUUAAACUGGAUACGGGGGCAGAAAAGGAGCUGUCCAUCAAAUUUGACCCUUCGUACAAAAGGGAUUUGAACACUAGAGUCGCCGAGGAAGACCUGAUGAUCUCCUAUCUGGAACACCCCCACGUGGACUACCUGGCCUUGCGGGCAGAGGUGCACUUCCCCAACCUGUCCUUCCAGACCUUGAGUUUGAAUUUUGGCUGCAUCCUGAAUGAUACCGAGGUGAUCCGUCACGUUGAAAUGACCAACUGCAGCCCACUGCUUGUGAAGUACCGUUGGUCCUUCCUACUGGAUAACAACAAAAAGCAGAUAAGGUUUGCCGCAAGGGCACGGAAGCCGAGCGGUGCCCCUUUGCCAUCGAAGUCGACGGAACUCCAGGAAGAAUCACAAAUAGACUUGCCGCACGUUGACUCGGAAGACUUGAUUAGAGACUCCAGUUCGAAGAAAAGUGAUGAAGAUGAGUCUGACAUUGAGAAGUCUUGUGUGCAGUCAGCAGCACAUGUGAUCGCCACAGAAGAACAGCCUUUGAAAACCAACACUACCUCAGAGGAAAGAAUUAUUCAGAACCAGAGUUGUGUGGAGUACCAAGAGUCUGUUUCGGUCAUGGAGCAGGAUGAUGCCAAUUCCACAGGGGUAGAAGAAGUGUUCGACAUUUUACCUCUCUACGGAGUGCUGCAGCCGAACAAGACCCAGCAAAUGUCCUUCACCUUCUAUGGCCACUCCGACAUCAUCGCUGAGGUGAAAGCCCUGUGCGAGGUAGAGGGAGGCCCCACGUACGAGAUCAUGCUGAGAGGGGAAGCCUCACUGGUCAGCUAUUGGUUCGACACGAAGGAAAUUAACUUUGGAUUACAGCUGUUCGAUCACAUCAUUGUAGCUGAAAUCAGACUGAAAAAUACAGGCAAAGUUGGCUUCGAGUUCAAUGUGCUGAACACUAGCCAGGCUUCUCCAGACAGUCCUCCUCCUGGAAUGCCGCUCAUCUUGCCUUCGUCUGGGUUCAUUGAAUCUGAAAAAGAACAGAUAUUGAAGCUUUACUACCUCCCCGGAGUGCCUGAAGUGUUUGAGAGGCAUUUCCAGGUACAGAUAGCCCACUUAGAACCAGAGGACAUCGCCAUCUUUGGAGAAGGGACCUUCCCCCGGAUUUGUAUCGAUCUUCCUCGCAAUGUCAAAGGAAAUAAAAAAUAUGAAACCAUCCUAAGGAAGGCAAGAAGAAAAGUGGAACAAGAUAUGAGAAGGGAUGAAGGAGCCAAUGGUCCAGAUACAGCGACCGAAGAGGCACCUGUGGAAGAUUCCUUUCCCGUGUUAGAUGCUCUGUUUCAUUUGGAAGUGGAACGGCUGAUCAUCCAGGAGCACGCCCUAGAGCAACAGAAACUGAUCUUGCGGGAUUCCACAGAGAACUCUCCCCAGAGCCACCGAGUUUGCCGAAAACUCGUCAAAGCUCAGCUGCCCGAGUACAUUCUGGAUUUCGGCUACAUCAUUCUUGGGAACAUCCUGACCCACGUCGUCAAGAUCACCAACACCAGCCAAUUCCCUGUGUCCUUCCAGGCAGUGAGGCGAGCCCUGCAUGACACAGGCUUCAGUACAGAGUUGGACAGGGUGAAGAACCUGCCGUAUUGCGAAAUGGAAACAUUUGAAGUGAAAUUUGAUCCCCAAAGUGCCAACCUUCCUGUUGGAUAUACAGAGGUUCUUCUGCCUAUCAAGGUAGUGGGUGGGCCGACAUUUCACAUCAGCCUUCGUGCCAAGGUCACCAUCCCCUCUCUCACCAUGUCUUGCAAUAAACUGGAAUUUGCCACAGCUCAGUGUGGGCAGUGUCAGAUGGAAACCAUCCAACUUCACAACCAAAUGCCGGUUACUUGUGAAUGGUACGUCGGCACCAAUAAGAAAGCAAAGAAGGAAAAAAAAUAUAUUCCGGCGUACCUUCGGCGAAAGUUCAGAGCUGAAUUAAAGCCAAAGUCACGGAUCUUUGAGAUGAUUCCACCUUCUGGAAUUCUUGAUUCUGGAGAGCGAAUCAAUGUGCAGGUCAAAUUCAUGCCAGCGGAAGAGAAAUUCUACAGCCAGUAUCUGGAGGUUCACAUUUUCCAGAGUAAUCAACGCCUCUCACUGUUGGUUCAGGGCCACGGUUUAGAACCGCGCCUGGAUUUUAACCCUUUCGUGCUAGAGUUGGGCCCUCUGAUGCCAUACAGCAUCGGCGAUGAGGCAGAGGUUGUUGUGAAGAAUCCGUGCAACUUUCCCAUUGAGUUUUACUCACUUGAAUUCGACCAGCAGUAUAUUGAAGAAGAGAAGAUUCUGCGCAAGCUGAAGGGCUACGACUCCUAUAAUACCCUGCUGCUGCCCCCUCGCCGGCCCGGGGAGAGACUGCCCCCGGAAGUGCUAGAGUAUUACGAGGAGCAGAAGAGGCUUUUAGAGCAGCAGGCAAAGGCCAAGAUGUUGGAGUCUCUCAAUCAAGACAAUGGUGAGAAUUCUACUCACAGGGAGGAAGAAGAAUUAUCCUCCUUCGAUCAGAUAUCAAAGCGGACCUCUCUUGCUGUGACAGCGACAGCUGCCUCCAACUCUGAAGAAAACCACCUGACCACAAUCUAUGUGAAACUCGAAGCGGAGGAAGAAGAAGAAAAUGGAAACCUGGACCGAGGAUUGUUACCAGCCUCCGAAAAGAAGCAAAGCAUAGACAGCCACUGUGUGGAGGAAGUGGGAGAACUAGAGAGUAACCCUGUCAGCAAGGCUGUGGCCCGCCACCUGGGCAUUGAUAUUUCUUCUGAAGGCCGGGCUGCCAGGAACCGCCGAGGCAUUGCUCUUAUAGUGCACGGGGCACCUCUGUCAGGAAAGACCAUGGCUGCUGUGACCCUCGCAAAGAAGUACUCGGCUGCCUGCGUAACUAUAGAUUCGGUCGUCUUAGAAGCCAUCUCAGAUGGAACCAGCAACUCGGGGCUCCGGGCCCGGGAACUCUGUGUGAGAGCCGCCGUGGAGCAGAGCCAGCGGGAGACUGAGGAAAAUGGCCAGCUUCCGGACACCAAUUUGUUACAGACCCCCGUUGGGGUGACAAGACUGAGCACCGAGGCCCUGGCCAAACAUACCUCAGAAGGGACGCUGUUAUCGUCCGAGAUCAAAACUAUCCCCCAGUCUGCCACUUCCAGAGGCAUGCGGGGAAGCGUGCUGGCGGGGAAGGGAAAAUCAGAGGGCCACGUUUCCCAGUCACAGAAGGCGCAACAUCAGCAGCAUCAAUCCGACGCUACGGGAUCGCUGGUGGCAUCCAGCCCCGUCCCCACUGGACCUGCCCAGCAGCACCUUAGCGUUAGUGUGAGCGUGGGAGGAGAGGCAGGGCUGAUGAGCUGUGUGCUUCCUGAGGAAUUGCUUGUGGACAUCCUGGCCGAAAGGAUGCAGCUUAGUGACUGCUAUCGGGGAGUAGUGUUCGAUGGACUAGAGACUCUGUUUGCCCGGAGUGUAUCCUCUGCUCUCCUCUGCUUGCUCAAAGCUAUAAACAACCGGGAGCACAUCUACUUUAUCAACCUCUUUCAGGAUUUUGUCAUCAUGAAGGCUCGGGAGAAAGCCAAGAAAGAUCAAGAAGAGUGGAAGCAGCAGGAAAACCUUGCAAAGGAGAAAGCUCGUCUCCAGGAGUUGGACGAGGAGGAGUACGAUGCGUUGACCGAGGAACAGAAAAUUCAGUUCGAUAAGGAUUUGCUGCUGGCCCUCCGGGAACGGAAAAAGAAGGAGUUGGAGAAAUUGGCUCGGGAACUCCAGGAGAAGAAGCUUCAGCAGGAGCUAGAAAGACAACGAGAGGAAGAAGAGAUGAAAAAAAAGAGCAAGAAAAUUAAGCGAGAGUUUGGAAAGGAAGACUUGGGAAAGAAAAGUCAGCUAGGAAAUCGGCAGCCUGCAACCUUCAACCCUACUAUCAAAUCAGACAUCAAGUUGGAUGGAGGAUUAGAAAGGAAACUAUCAAUAAAAGAUCAAAACUCGAAUGAGAAGGACGAUGCGUUCAAGAGGAAAAAGAGCAAGCACUACCUGGUGGAAGUAGCCCAGCUUGUGCAUCAACCAGCCGGGGACACGGAGGAAGCCGAAAAGGAUUUAACUUGGGAAAACGAUGGACAGUUGGCCCAGAAGUUUAAGAUGUAUGAAUCGGGGUUGAAAGAUGUCAUACAAAUCCUCGCCAGCUGGGACCGGCUCCAAUGCGUUCAGCUUCAGCCUUCCUUGGGGGAGGAAGCCCAGCACGAACUCGAAGACCAGCGGCAGGCCCCGUCCGGACGGAAAGGGCGGAAGGACCGAGAGAAGGAACGCUUGGAAAGAAUGGAGAAAGAGAGAGCCGAGAAAGAGCGCGUAGAGAAAGAGAAGGCUGAGAAGGAGCGUCUGGAGAAGCUGAAGGCAAUGGAAGACAAGAGUGAAGUGGGAGAGGGAGAGGGAGAAGAUGACCAAGAAGGGAAGAGGGAAUCCGGGGUGCCCUUCUUAGACUUCCAAAUAUUAGCUACAGAUGACUUCGGUUGGAAGCAGGUUCUGGAGAGUGACAAGCUGCCCGCUGUGGAGCAGAUCCUGGAUGCAUUGGGUUUGGGUCCGUCUGGGCCCCCCAUCCCUCCUCCUGCCUUGUUCUCAGUGGUCCCCUACCCAGGAAAACGCGUGGCUGUCAAAGUCAUGGACACCCUCAAGCACUUCGUCUUCGUCGUCCCCCCAGCUGAAGACCCUGCGGGGUCGGAGGAGAAAAAAGAAGGAGAGACCGAAGUAGAUGUUGCCCUCUCAACCCCGGCGGUGAAGUUGCAGGAGGAACAGAUCACCCCAACCAGGGGCAGACAGAGGCAGAAAGAGAAAACAGACCAAGCCCGGGAAAGUCAAAAGGAUAAGCGUCGUACGACCACCGUCAAGAAGGGCAUUCAGGGAAUGCCUCUGGGAGCUUUGGCCCCUUUGUCCGACUUGGAUCAGAGCACCUUCAUUGGUGAACAUUCACAGGAGAAAGUCACCAGGCUGAACCACUUCCGCUGGAUUGUGCCAGCCAAUGGGGAGGUUACACUUCGGGUUCACUUCUCCUCCACUGAGAUUGGCAACUUCGACCAGACACUGAAUUUUGAAGUCCUGGGAACACAUCGCCUAUAUCAAGUUUAUUGCCGAGGCGUCUGCACUUAUCCCACAAUCAGCCGAGACCCCAAAGUGGUAUUCCCCCACCGGAAGAAAGAGAUAAAGCCCGAUGAGAUCGUCUUUAAGAAGUAUAUAAUGAGUCUGGGGAUGUUGCAAUUCGGGCCAUUGCUCUGUGGAAAAUCAAGAGAUAAGUAUAAGGCAGUUCAGUACCCCAACAACAUGGAGAAGUUAACCAUCCUGAACAAUUCGUCUGUGAAUGUGGAAGUCUUCUUCUUUUUCCAGCACGACGCCAAAGCAAAUACUUACCUCCUGGACCCCCCUAAGAUGAAACUCAAACAAAAUGAGAAGCAGAUCCUGAAGGUGUGGGCGUAUCCCACUAUGGUGGGCAUUUUUGAAGACAACAUCGUCUGCUGCAUCAAGGAGAACCCGGAGCCAACACUCUUCAAAAUCUGCUGCCAGGGCGUGCGGCCAGAACUGGAAUUGGAUCAGAAGCAACUGCAUUUCGACAAGCUGCUGCUCCACAGAAAAGAUUCCAAGGUGAUUUUCCUGCGAAAUGGUACCAUGCUGCCUGUGGCCUGGAGGAUCAACAGCCUGGAGCAACUUGGCGAUGAUUUUUCUGUGUCUCAGAAACAAGGCAUCAUUGCCCCUGGUGCUGAAUAUGGCCUGCAGCUGCACUUCCAAGCCUCCAGGCCCCUCAACAUAAGGAAGACCAUUCGCCUAGAGGUUACCGACGUGGAAAAUAUUCUGGGAGUCGUUCAGAUCGAAAACAUUCAGAUCGUGGCCGAAGCUUACGAUGUUGCUUUGGACAUCAGUUUUCCCAAAGGGACUGAAGGCGGUUUGGAGUUUGGGAUUGUCAGAGUAAUGGAUGAAGCUAAGCAAAGUCUGUCAUUAAAGAAUAAAGGAAAAUAUGAAAUCGGGUACAGUUUUUCCCUGGAGUCUCUGGGGCCCAAUGUGCCCCAGGUAAACUCGAUCAUCUCCAUCCAGCCUAUGAAGGGUGUGCUGUCUCCGAGUGAUCGACCGACUAAUAUCCAGGUUACCUUCCGCUCCCAAAAGGAAGUGAAGAUUGAGAACAGGCCAGUCCUGCGCUGCCAGGUUAUUGAGCCCAAUAUUGCCCAAGGAGGUGAAGUUAUUGCCAUCAUUCCAGUGAAAUUGUCUGUGAUUUCAGUAUUCUCUAAAUACUCCAUCAACCCUGCUGAUACCAUCAACUUUGGAGCCAUGAUCAGUGGCAGUCGAAAAAGUGCCAGUUUCGUUAUUGAGAACACAGGUUUCCUUGAGUUUAAGUUCGUCAUCUGCAGAAUGGUUCAGGAUUUUCCCCUGCUGCAAAAGAAAGGGGGAUCUGUUAAGCGCAACCGAUCACGGGAUGGUGACAAUUUCAGCAAGUCCUCCAGUGGAAAGCCAGUCAAAAAUACUGAUUCCGUGCAGAAAGACAUGACUCUCAUUGGCCAGGCUCGCUUCACCCUGGGCAUGUUCACCAUUUAUCCUGGAUUUGGAUCCAUCCCUCCGGGACAACAGCAGGUCAUCACAGUGGAUUGUUUAGCGGAUCCCCUCGGCCAAUGCGAAGAGUUCCUGACCAUCGAAGUCACGGAAAGGGAUCCGAAUGAUCCACCCAAUGGCAUUCAGUACUCACUGAUAGCGGAAGCCUGCUUACCAGCUUUCGUGAUCGACGAUCCGACGUCCAUUUUUGAGGAGCAUCGGAUCUGCAACAACAUCAACCUGUACCAGGUGCUGCCAAACAUAGAAAGCGGAGGCGUGUUCGUGGAGGAUGAGAACAAGUUUAUCUUCCACAACGUCUUGGUCGGACACCAGGGUAAAGCUCGGUUCAAAAUCAGCAACAUGGGGAAGAUCCCCUGCGAUCUGAACAUUUCGGUCAAGCCUAUUUCCAACAAGGCCAUUGCCCGGAUCAACGAUAUCUUUGAGGUGGAACCCAACAAGAUGUACAUUCCCAGUCGAUCCCAUGCCUUUGCCACCGUGACCUUCACUCCUCCGACGAUGCAGAACUACCAGUGCAUCUUUGAUGCUUCUUUAGAAGGCCUGCCCAGCUUGUAUGCCAAGUCCCGAAGCCUCACGUUUGAUAUCACCGGAGAUGGGAACCUCCCCCGCGUGAGCAUCAUGCGGCCCAUCGUUAGUAAUAAUAGAGGAAACCCCUUGCUACUCUUCAGAAGACUCCGGCUGAGCCAUUCGGAAAAACUGCCUCUCAUCUUUAAGAACAAUGGCACCAUUCCUGCCCAGGUGCAUAUGGAUCUGCUGGAUGAGUGUGGAGUCUUCUCCCUGAAAAACAGGCCCACAACCCAAUGCAUCUAUUUGGUAGAGGACACUGAGUCCAUGAAGGAAGCCAAGAAGCCUCAUCUAGCCUUCCUUAUCGUCUACCCUGGGGAUACUGCUGAAUUUGAUGUGCAUUUCAAACCCCGACAAGCUCAGAAGCUGACUGGCACCAUUCUCUUGUCUGUGGUCGACAAUCAGUACGAGGAAACCAGCAUUCAAAUGAUUGGAGAGGGCUAUGAAGAUGAUAUCACCCUGGAUAACAUCCAUGGUUUGGUACCCCAAAGCAGCCUAAACGACGCAGAAGAAAAUCUUUCGGUGAACCUGUUAGAAGCUUCCCAUGUAGAUCACAUCCAGUUUGGGGACUGUCACGUCAACAACACCUAUCAAGUGACCUUCACAAUUACCAACCAUAGUCAAGCGGUUGCAAUCCGGUUCGAAUGGCCUUUUGCACCUCCACUUCAUUUCUCCCCACAGGUUGGCCACCUCCACGCCAGCUGCACUAAGGACAUCACCUUAACCUUGAAGUCGGAUGUGACUACCGUCCUAAGGAAGAUGGUGGUCAAGUGUAAGGUGUCCAAAAUCACCUUCCAGCUGCCUGCUGACCAGAUCCCAGACUGGGACGACUGCAUGCGUGUUGUCAAGUGGGUGGACUCGGGGAGGAGCCCCUCCACCAGCCUCCCAGUGAAGAAGAAAGUAAUAGAGACGGAUCCUGAGCCCACCCACACCCUCCUGGAAGACAGUUCCCGAGAGCUGGAGCUACAGAUCAGUGCAGUUGUGGACUACACCGCGUUCAAGUGUGAAAUGGAAAACGUGCAGUUCAAGGAGACACUGCUUUUCCAGACCAGAGUUUUUAAAUUUGAGAUGACCAAUACAGGAAAUGUGAAGUUAGAUUACAACUGGAUAGUGCCCACUGGGGAAACUGGGAAGACCGUCAGUUUCGUCCAGCACCCAAAUCAAAAAGGUUCUUCCUCUGCCCACUUGACCAAGAGGUUGUCCAGUCAAAGAACUAGCCUUUUUGAGAGCUCAUCAUCCCAAGGCAUCAGCGGCGAUUCGGUUCCUCCAUUUUCAGUGGAGCCCCCUAUCGGAGUGAUCCCAGCUGGGAAUCAGCAGCUCUUCCUGAUUAAAUUUUCGCCCCUAGAAGUAGGAGAGUUUGAGAACCGAAUUUUCUGCCGGAUCCCUAACCUGAGGCCAGGAGAGGAAGGGCCAGCAGUGACUGUGAAAGGGCAGAGCCUCUUGCCCCUUUGCCAUUUUGACUUGAAAGACUCAGACUACAUCAGUGGCCACCGGCGGAAUGCCGAGCUGCGAGGGACAAAGGGAGGAAGCCUGGAUCCCAAAACCAGGGUUAUCGAGUUCGCCGCUUUGGGCGUGGGAAGUAAAGACAGUCGGACCUUCACUAUUAUGAACCCCACCAGUUCUGCAUACUCCUUUAAGUGGAUCUGUGAAGACGUGGAGAGUCUUCUGAAUCCUCCAGCCUUUAUAUGCCUGUCAGAGAAGGGCCAAAUCCAACCUGAGAAGAAAGUCGAGAUUACAUUCCAGUUCAUCCCCCAUCAUUUGGACAUCACAGAAUCCCUCUGGACCUUCCUAAUCACUGAGCAUAACUAUUCAAUCCCUUUCCUGUUGGUGGGGAAAACCUCUGAUCCUUUGAUAUCUCUGGACAGGGCACACUUCAACUAUAAUUCUCUCCUCAUUGGGCAUGAGGCUCGAGAAACAGUGUACAUGAUCAACAGUGAGAACCAAGCCUUCAGCUUUGCUUUCCGGGAGCAUUCUUGUUUUUCAGAAGGCUUCAGAAACAGCGUGACGGUGCAGCCUAUGGAAGGCUUGAUUCCACCUCUAACCAGGCUCCCUAUUACUAUCAUCUUCACGCCGAAACUGGAGGGAGAGGUGAACCUUACUUUGGUCUGUGACAUAAAGAAGAAGGCCGAGCCCCUCACCUUAAAUGUCAAAGCCACGGGACACCAAAUGAAUGUGCUCAUCAAGUGCCGAGAACCCAAUGGCUCAGUAACCACCUUGAGUUUGCACCAAGACAACAGCAUCGACUUUAAAGAGGUGGAAGCAAAUGAAUGUGUCCAAUGUGAGUUCACCAUUUUUAACACUGGCAAGUUCAACUUCAACUUCUCAGGGGAAUUCUGCGGCCCCCAGGCCCUGCAGCGCUAUUUUACCUUCUUGCCCGGCAGUGCAACAGUUGAAGCAGCCCAGAAUAUACAAGCUGUACUUUCUUUCCACCCGCUGAAGCGCUGCAUCCUGAAGGACAUGGAACUUCAGCUGAAGAUCAGUCUUGGCCCGUCGUAUACGUGCACACUCCUUGGUUCAGCUGUAAUACCCAGCCUCCAUUUCUCCUUCACCUGCCACAACUUUGGAAUCUGCUUCAUCUAUUCUGCUGGAAUGCCCCCGUACAGACACGUCCUUGAAAUCACUAACAGGGAGGAGAAAGCUGUAAGCCUAAGCUGCUUGUACACUAAUACAGCACACCUGGAAGUAGAUUUCCAGGCUGAACUGCUGCCGCCUGGAAAGAAACUGGAAGUCCCCAUCAUCUUCUACCCCCGAGACACUGUUCACUACCAGGAAGUUAUCCCGUUUGAAAUCAAUGGACUCUCUCAACAUACCAUUGAGGUCCAAGGGAAAGGCAUUGAGAUGAAGGUUUCAGUCCUGGAACCAGCAAGCAAGAUCGUGAAGUUAGGAGCUCUUUUGUCUGGCCAAAAAGCGAAGAGAACAGUCACCAUUGUGAACCAAAGCCUGGCUCCCCUAACAUUUAACCUGACCCUCAUGUCCUCUAUUCCAGAGCUUCAAGAUGUCGGGGUCAUCACUCUGUCGCCUUGCACUGACUUGACUCUGAAGCCCAAAGAAACCUGUAAGAUUGAAGUCACCUUCUCCCCAAAGUUCCGCAUCCUGCCGUUCACAGAAGAGGUGCUCAUGGACUGCCUGGGACUGUUACGCUCCCUCUUCGCCCUCCAGGGCUGCUGCCAGGCCCUGCAAGUCAGCCUGGACCAGGACUACAUCACCUUCGGAGCAGUGGUGUUUCAGACCCAAGCCACCCGUCAGUUCGUCGUGCAGAACACGGGAGACCUUGGCACCGGGUUUAAAUGGGCUACUCAGAAAUGCGCCCCCAAUUUCUCCAUCAGUCCUGUCGAAGGCUACAUCACCCCUGGAAUGACUGUUACUUUCGAAGUGACCUACCAUCCCGCCGAGAUGGGCAAGGAUCAUCUGGUCGAAAACGUCACCUGUGCCAUCCAGGGAGCUCAGUCCCUGAAGCUCACCUUGUUCGGAACGUGCGUGGGUGUCUCCGUGAUUAGAGAGACGGUGAAUUUCAGCUGCCAAGUGCGGGCGAAGCACACCCAGACCAUCCUCCUGUCCAACCGCAGCAGCCAGAUGUGGAACCUGCAGCCCAUCUUUGAAGGCGAGCACUGGGAAGGGCCCGAGUUUGUCAUCUUGGAGGCCCACCAGCAAAACAAACCCUACGAGAUUACGUACAGACCCCUCACCAUGAACACGGAGAACCGGAAACACCAGGGCUCCCUCUUCUUUCCCCUCCCGGAUGGGACUGGGUGGAUGUAUACGCUGCAGGGGACUGCUGAGCCCCCCAAAUCUUUAGCAAACAUCUUACGAGAGAUCCCCUGCAAGACGUCCUACGUCGAGCUCUUAUCCGUCACAAACUGGCUGAACAAACCCCAGAGAUUCCGGAUCACCGUGGACAUGAUCAAGCCCGAAAAGCUGGACCUGAGCACCACCCUGAAGGGUCUGGACUACAUCGACGUGCCGGCCGCAUCCAAGAAAGACUACCAGCUCAGGUUCUUCUCUUAUAAAGAGGGGUUAUUCAAUGCUAAGGUGAUCUUCCGCAAUGAGGAGACCCUAGAGUAUUUCUUCUACACGGUGAGUUUCAAAGCCGUCCCGUCCGGAGCCGUCGGCACGAUCGAGAUGGUGAGCUCUGUUCGCCAGAGCGCCUCGUCCUCCGUGAAGGUCGAAAACCCGUUGCCCUACGCCGUGACCUUCUCUACAGACUGCAGAAUAUCAGACAUCAACCUGCCUUCCCAGUUUGUGGUUCCGGCCCAAUCCGAGGGUGUGCUUGUUUUUGAAUUCCAGCCCCUAAAAGCCGGAGAGACCAGUGGACGGCUGACCUUGCAGAACAACGAGCUGGGGGUCUACCAUUAUGAGCUCGCCCUGAAGGCCAUCGCGGCCCAGCCGGAGAAGCCCGUCUAUUUCCGGGUCAUGCUGGGUGGCAGCCAGAGCACGUACGCCAAGUUCAUCAAUUACACCCGGCAGAGGGCCGAGUACAUCUGCAAGUUGGACUCUGCGGAUUUCCACACGGAUAAGCUUGUCAACGCGGCUCCGGGGUCGCAGGGGGGCACCGAGGUCAGCUUGGAAGUCAUCUUCGAGCCCAGCCAGCUGGGCGAAUGCAGAAGCACCUUGACCCUCACCUCUCCCACCGGCGGGGAAUAUAUCAUCCCCCUCAUUGGAACGGCCUUGCCCCCCAAGCCCCAGGGUCCCUUCCAGAUCAGAAUGGGUUUCAGCACCACCAUCUCUUUCAAGAACAUUUUCCACCACACCACAGCCUUCUCCUUCCAUGUGGAGAACCCAGCCUUCUCCAUCAAAGCCCCGGACUCCUUGCGUUCCAAAAAAACCAGUAACGUCCUCAUCUCCUUUGAAGGGAAUCCCUCGGGCAGCAAAGCCCCGAUCACCAGCAAGCUGGUCGUGUCCUGUCCUCAUGCGUCUGGAACUGAGGCGGGGAUUAAGUGGAUCUAUUACCUCAGGGGGAUCACUCCGGAGAAGUAAUCGGGAUCGGCCGCACAGAAAUCAACAAAACGCCUUUCUUUCCUAAGCCUUUCGGGACGAUCGAAUCUUUGCGGUGGUGAGAGUCUCCACGCUCUGCGGCGCCUCCGCUUUUUAACAUCCGGGGGUCUCGGCCGCAGAGAACCUCAAAAUUCGCACGGGCCAGAAGACAGAAGCUUUUUCAGACGCACCUUUUGCUGAGAGACUCUCUCGGGUUUAGAUACGACACGGAUCUUCUUCCGAAAGGGGGGAAGGGGGUCGCUGGCCAAUUAGCCACCCAUUGUUUUAUCUUCGCUCAGUCGGACGGGUUACCCAUAUACGUCCAGAAUAAAUUUAGUAUCUGCAUAGAUCCGUCUA
Molecule: messenger RNA, 16226 nt
Organism: Ornithorhynchus anatinus (platypus)
Lineage: Eukaryota; Metazoa; Chordata; Mammalia; Monotremata; Ornithorhynchidae
Gene: HYDIN
Product: HYDIN axonemal central pair apparatus protein
Exons: 89
Coding region: 486-15872 (5128 amino acids)
Biological process (GO): cilium movement; axonemal central apparatus assembly
Cellular component (GO): axoneme
Source: RefSeq, a predicted model, not a curated record